Molecule: messenger RNA, 1494 nt
Organism: Eimeria acervulina
Lineage: Eukaryota; Apicomplexa; Conoidasida; Eucoccidiorida; Eimeriidae
Product: GM23476, related
Exons: 4
Coding region: 1-1494 (497 amino acids)
Biological process (GO): mRNA splicing, via spliceosome
Cellular component (GO): RES complex; U2-type spliceosomal complex
Molecular function (GO): RNA binding
Source: RefSeq, a predicted model, not a curated record
AUGCCCAGCAGAGCCGACUACCUCAAGAAGUACCUCAGGGGCCCCCGCAAGCCCCAGGGCCCGCCCUCGGGUGCUCAGGGGGGUUUACGUCUCGGUGAGGAUGAGGAGUUGGAUCUGCGGCCUGGGCGGCGGCAAGGGGGGGCCCCGGGGGGCCCCGGGGGCCGCGGUGGUCGGACGCUGUUUACGGUGCUAAGGCGAGCAGAAGACGGAGCGAGGUACUUGUUCAAAGAUGAGAACCCAGAUGAGAUGGAGGGGGAUGACCUGCUAGGAUCUGAUGCCGAGGAGGUGCGGGUUGUAGGGGAGGACGGACAGGCCCUCGUGCUGAGUGAAGCAGACAAAGCAAAAGUCCAAGAACUCAUAGCUAGAGAGGAGAUGGAAGAUGACGAAGACCUGCGGCCAGGAGGGGCCCCAACCUCCCUCCUCAAAGGCCGCAACAGGGGCCCCCUCCGUGCCCAAGUGGCCCCCGCAAGGGGGGAAUCCGAGGAAGCUUCCUCGCCGCAGAACAGCAGCAGCAGCAGCAGCAGCAACUGGAAGGCUGCGUUUGCUCUGGAUGGGCCUGUGAGUGUGGGGGAGUCCUCUCAUAUGUGUGCUGCGAGUCCUUAUGAAGGACGCGACAGGAGACGGCUUGGGCUGCCAGCCGAGGGGGCUGAUGAUUUGCCUGCCUCAAGGAGACAUGCUGACACGCAGCAGCAAAACCAGCAGCUGCACCGCAAUGGAGCAGAGCAGGAUUCAGGAAGCAGAGACCUUUCUCCCCCGAGAAGAAGACCAGAAACGGACAGAGACAUCUCUCCCCCAAGAAGAACAGGAACAGACAGAGACAUCUCGCCCCCAAGAAGAAGAAAAGGAAGAGACCAGGACCUUUCUCCCCCCAGGAGAAUAGCAGAAGCAGACAGAGACAUCUCACCUCCAAGAAGAAGAGCAGAAGCAGACAGAGACAUCUCCCCCCCUCGGAGGCCCCGGGGGCCCCCUGUGUCCACUCCACAGGCGGGGGACCCCAAGGGCGUCGAAAGGUGUUCAUCUUCUCCUAUGAACGCACCUGGACACAGACACUCCGAGAAGGAAACAGUGACAUCUGCAGCAGACAGAGACUUCUCCCCUCGCCGCAGCCCUACACAGAACGCAGCGACCAGAGGAGACGCCAGUCGAGAAUCCCAGGAAGCAAGCGGGCCUCCCACGGGCCGAGUUGUAUUUCGAGACAGAGAGGGAAGGAUUAUCUCUGAGGAGGAAUGGCUUGCUCUUGAGGUGUUGGAGUGGGGCGCGGGUUUAAAGCAGAAAGAAGACAGAAAAGCGAAACAAAGAGAAGAAGAAAAAAUAGCCAAGCAACCGUUUGCAAGAUACGGCAUAGAUGAAGAAGAAGAGGCAGAGCUACGAGCGCGAGAUCGGUGGGAUGACCCCCUAGCCAGGGCCCCUUCUUCCAAGAAAUACCGACAAGAGCAGCAAAAGGCAGACGCCGAAAGCAGCAGCAAACCAGGCAAGCCGCCAUAUACACCUUAA